Molecule: messenger RNA, 5716 nt
Organism: Jaculus jaculus (lesser Egyptian jerboa)
Lineage: Eukaryota; Metazoa; Chordata; Mammalia; Rodentia; Dipodidae
Gene: Eif4ebp2
Product: eukaryotic translation initiation factor 4E binding protein 2
Exons: 3
Coding region: 52-405 (117 amino acids)
Biological process (GO): negative regulation of translational initiation
Cellular component (GO): cytoplasm
Molecular function (GO): eukaryotic initiation factor 4E binding
Source: RefSeq, a predicted model, not a curated record
CCCACCCGCCCGAUCGCCGGACAAAGCCUCGAGAGUCCCCGCGCCACGGCCAUGUCUUCGUCCGCCGGCAGCGGCCACCAGCCCAGCCAGAGCCGUGCCAUCCCCACCCGCACCGUGGCCAUCAGCGACGCCGCGCAGCUACCUCACGACUACUGCACCACGCCCGGGGGGACGCUGUUCUCCACCACGCCCGGAGGAACCCGAAUCAUUUACGACCGCAAGUUCCUGUUGGAUCGUCGCAAUUCUCCCAUGGCUCAGACCCCGCCUUGCCAUCUGCCUAACAUCCCUGGAGUCACUAGCCCUGGCACCUUACUGGAGGACUCCAAAGUCGAAGUGAACAACUUGAACAAUCACGACCGGAAGCAUGCCGUUGGGGAUGAUGCUCAGUUUGAAAUGGACAUCUGACUCCCCCGCUGAGAAGACGCAAGCGGACGGACGCAAGAGGCCUGCACGCGCCUCAUCGGGCCAAUGGAUCAACAGUGCAAAGAGGCAGGACAAGCAGUGCCCAGUGCCGUCUCCUCCCUUCCUCCGGGUGCCGGUGAUGGGAAGACGAGCCUCAUCUGACCUCCUCUCCUGUCUCUAUCCCCUGCCAGUGAACAGAUUAGGUCGAAGGCCCUUGGAGUUUUCUGUAGAAUUAAACAGUCCAUAGAGGAAAACAGUUAAAACUGUAGCUUCCCCCAUCAUUUCUCUACUGGAGAACCUUCCUGGUCCCUGUCACACUCAUCCCAAAUCUAUGGUCCGUCUCAGCAGCAUCUCGCUGGGGCAGCUGAGGGAGGCCUUUGGAGGUUUGACAGGACCAUUGCUGUCUAUGUUCUUUCUUCUGUCUCUCCUCCUGUUAUCCCACUGCUGACUCAGUGCCUAGCCUGGGUCUUUAAAACCAGUAAGGGAGGAUGAUGAACACCUUGAGGUGUUUGUCCUUGGGGACAGCCCAGCUUGUGCCUCUCCAGCAGCAUCCCCUGGGGCACUGUUUUCAAGUCUGCUCCCUCUUGGCUUUUUAGAGGAAUGUCUUCUGUCUUUGGUAUGAUAGUUCAUCUUCCCAUUCCUUUACUUGGCAUAUCUGGACAGGUAUUUUUCAACUCUCCAACUUAGAAAGGAGCCCUCAGUAGCCAGCUAGUCUUUGUUUUCUGCCAUUUCUCCUGCUUACCCCUUGCGUGCAGAGUCCUUGUGUGCUCUGGGAUGUCCAGGUAGUUCUGUCUGCUCCCAGGGUCGGUCCAUACGAGGUGACAGUAGCACUCUGGUGGAUAGUCCUGGCCACUCUAGUCUGCCUGAAGGGUGCCGAAGGAUGACCCCUGGAGACUUCUGAACUCUGCUUGAGUACCCACAUCAGUAGUUGCGAUUUUAAAAUCCAAUGGACUUUGGGAUUUCUUUUGUCUUGGAUUAUAGUUUCUGAUGCUUUGAAUUUAAAAUUGACUUCCAGAAUGUUCUUAGAAAAGAACUACUCCCUCUUCCAGUUUGAAUCUGCUUUGUUUGGCUGCUGAGAUAGAUAAGCAUGAACUUAUUAAAAACGUGUUCCUCCUCGUUCCCUUGCCAUUCCCAUUGUACUCAGACCCUCUUUCCUUCUCUCCUCCAUCCUCUCUCCCUCUCUCUUGUCAUUUCCUUCCCUUCUCUUUGCCACGCCAUUUCCAAAUCUACAUCAGAGAUACCUCACAUUUUGGUAUCUGAUAAUAUCUGUCACCCCUAUUAUCUAAGGGAUGACCUUUUAUUUUUAAGAUAACUACAGACCUAUUUUUAGAUAUGCUUUCAAUACAAUUUUGAACAGCAACUUUGUUAACAGAGCAUCUUCCAGUGUGAGGAAGGUUAGAAUGCUGUAGGCAAGUCUGCUGCUCUGCGUCACCGUCCUGUCUCCCACAGGUCCCGUGGGGUGCUCCCUUCCCUUGGGGUUAGGGAUGAGUAUUUCCAGUCUGGAGUUUGAUGUGGGUGGUUUGUGAAACUGGACCAUUUUGUCUUGCUUUGAGUUAUUCAAAAAAGCCUUGUCCUUCCCAGUACCCCUUCCCACCUUCCUUUUCUCCCUGCCUCCCUCCCGUUGCCCUGGUGCUGUGGACUGGCACAGUGAUGGCUCCCUGGUAGAAAGGCUGAUGCGUGCAUCCCCUCAAAGGAAGACAAGUAAAGUGACCACUGGUGUCCUAGGCAUUUCUGGUUGAAUGGGUGCCCUGAACCCUCUUACUCAGAGACCAGAGCCCCUGUGGCUAGAAAGGAAGCUGUUUUCCUUAUGAAUGGUGAAAAGACCCUAUCAGUGAACCUCUGGGAAAAAGGAGGAAGGGCGUCUGCAGAGCUUGGUGCUGUGUACUGCUACCAAUGUGAACAAUUUGGCGUGAACCCUUUGUGAUGGUUGAUGUCUCAGGAAUUAGCUGGAUCUCCAGUGUUUUGGGGAUGCUUUGAGUCUCAACAUUGAUAAUCAGAAAAGUAUUUUUCAUUGCUUACUGUAUCCCUAUUUUGAUUUGAAUUAAACUUCAAGUUUCUUUCACAUGUUCCUAGACACGCAUAAGUUGUCCUGUCGCUGGCGCAAGCAGCUUGCCCGGGACCUCUUUGUACCAUGGUUCUUAGGGAGCAAAGAUCUUCUGCUUCUUCACACACUGGUGGUGGCAUCCCAUGGACUGUGCCUCCGGCUCGCGGCUCGGAGCUUGUCACUGAGCAGUGAGCACCCACUGCCUCGCUGGGUUGCUGUCUGUGGCCUCUUGGCUUCUUCAUGGGCCCACAACCAAAAAUGGAUUUCAGACAUGAGAGUUCAAGUAGCAUCAAGACUCUUUACCCCUUUCUUGGCAUCCUAGGGAGUCUACAUAUGCCCCCACUCAGGAGGAUGUUGCCUGUAUUCGUGGAGAAUGGCGACUGCCUGGUGCAGAGCUUAUCUUUGACCUCCAUAAAUCAACUUUGUACAAAUAAUUGCACAAGAGAGAAGCUUCCAUCAGGUGACAUCUCCCUUUCUCUCCCUCUCUCUCUUUCUUCUAUUUUAUUUGCAAGCAGAGAGAAGAGAGAGAAUGUCACUAGGGCCUCUAGCCAAUUUGUGCAUCUGGCUUUACAUGUGUAUUUGUGAAUCUAACUCAGGUCAUUAGGUUUUGCAGGCAAGCACCUUAACCGCUGAGCCAUCUCUGCAGCCCCUAGGUGAUGUCUUUAUUGCAUACAGUCAGGUGGUGCACCUCUGGGUGCUUAGAAGGAGCCUCACAAUGGUGAUCACGCCCCUAGAUGGAAAGAUGUGCUAUCCUCAUAUGCUUCACAACCUGCAGAGGGCACCACGUCAGAGGAGGAGCUCCUUUUUUAUGGGAACCUCUUUCUCAACUUGUGACAAUCAGUCUUGAUGAGAAGGGGCCUCAUCAGAUCUAGCAAGGACACAGCCAUCUCGGUUCUCUGCAACAGCAUUUGUCAGACGCCCCAGUACUCUGGUUCUGUUGAAGCUGGUACCGCGUUCUCCACAGCCCUGGAGGAGGAAAGUCAAAGUGUCAACUCUGCACUGGGCUGUUACCAUGUAACAAAUGACUUCCUGCUUCACUGUGUUAAGCUGGCAGUCACCUUCCUGUGGUUUCUCUGGGGUCUCCUGAGGAUACAGGCAAAGUGGAUGGGCAGAAAGGUAGCAACGGUCAGUGAUGGCACAUUGCUAUCAAAACAGGGAUAGAAGGUGCAUUUCUUUCUCUCCAAAGACCUAGUGGUCUCAAAGGAGGUGGCAAGAAAUUUCCAAAGCUAAUCCUACCCUAGUGUGAGCGCCAGCAGCGCAGAGGUGUCCUGGGCCUCGCCACCUGUUUCCCUUUAGUCGGGAGUUGCCCGGAAAGGGGUUGGAGCCUUCCACCCGAGCUGCUUUAAGGGUGGGGCAUCCGCAGGCAGAGGGGGCAAGAGACAAGCAGAUGUCGGGCUAGUGGGUUGUAAAGGGAAGCCAAAGGGUGAAAGAUGCCUGCUAUGGAAGGGCCUGAUCAGGCCACUCCAUAAACAAGGGACCGCCUGCCCGUAGGGGCCUUGCAUGGGUUAGCGCCCCUUGCCCUGGCCUUCUUGAUGGGCUCCUGAAGGGAGCAGUCUUGUUCUCACCCUCAAGGCAAACAGUGCUGACCCCCCAGGGCCACACAUUCUUAGCAAAUGUCUGCUGCGUCUCUUGCACCCACUGCCAGCCACCUUCAGCCAUUUCGGACUUAAGACAAGUGAAUUCUCGUUGGGGGUUUGCGCGGGCUGGGCCCCUCACGGUGGUUUCCUCCCUGCUCCCCUGCUUGCUUUAGGGUGCGCUUGGAUAUGCACUGCUGCUGAGCAGCCAUGAAGAGCAGAACUCCUCUUUAAAGUGCCAAUCAGUUUUUUAUUUCUGAUUUUGAGGUAGAGUUUUUGUUGCUGCUGUUUGUUUUUAGCCGUUUGGGUUAUUGUUUUCUUGAGACUCUCAGACCUUGCUGUCACUGUUUAAACAGCGCAACCUCACACGUCCAUCAGACACAGCUCAGUCCGGGCCUCACCCCUACAGCCACCAAGUCAGGGCUCGGGUGCUGGCAGCCGUGGACCACGACAGAAGCUCUGGGCCACCUCUCCACCAGCUGUUUGUAGCAGGGCCCUUGGUCCUUUGCAGUCCCUCUAGAAGGGAGGCACUACUGUCUUAGACUAUUUUGUGCAGAACUGUCCUCACGUUUUCUGGACUGCAUGCACUCAGCAACUAUUUAUUAACCUGCGAGACCCAAUCACUCAGCCCAUCCUUAUUCAGUGAGGUUAGGAUAUACAGAAACGCGGUUUCUGUCCGAAUUUUGAACGGGUAUAUGGUGACCCCACAGCUCUUCACCCUCAGCUUGUAGUGGCGGAUGAGAUGGGGGAGGGCUGCCGCAGGGGAAUCACGAUCUUCGGUGCCGUGGUCCAGGCACAUAGCCCACUCCGGCCCUGGGGUUCGCUGUUAGUAGUGGGCUUUCCCUCAGCUCAGACAUGUCAAAUGAAGACUGAGGAUAAGCAAGCGGCACAUCUGUGACUCGGUUUAAGUGGUCUGUGGUUUCCCUUCACUUGAGCUCUGCCUGCAGCCCCAGUGGACUGUAUUGCUUGCCAUAGAUUCCUGGUGGGAAAUGGUCCUGAGUUGAAACGCACUGUGUCAAGAGCCUCCCCCCCCCCUUCGGACAGGCGACGGGUGGAGAGGUGCUGCCAUGCUCGGUCACUUGGACAUGUUGAUGUUUCCAAAGGGAGCUCAUGCUGGUGCUUAAAACCACCCUCCUAGACAUUGCAGUCUUCAGAGAAGUCUGAGAAUGCAACAGAAACUCCCAGGCCCUUUCUCCAAGCCCAGGCCAACAGGAAUUGUUCACGAGGCCCACUACUGGGAGGCGAGAGGUCAGCGGCCUGCAUCCCUGCCAUUGAGCUGCUCGACAGUGCCUUUCUACCACCCCGUUCCACCUGGACAAGAGUCAUACACCUCUAGGUGCCAGGAAGGUCCCUGGGGACACGCAUCCUCAGGCACCUAUUUUAAGCAUCUUUGUAAGUAUUUUGUAUGAGAAGCCCUUCCCUCUCCGGUGCUGCCAAGCGUAGCUGUGUGCCAUGCAAACACGGGCCACCAGCACUCUCCCCAUCCUCCCUGGUGUGCCGUCUCCCUCCACCUCUCUCCAUGCACCUGCAGCCGUGGGUAGCGGGGUGCCAUGCUAUCCCAAGGCAGGUCUGUGUGUGUCCAUGACUGGUUUUGUUUGAGCUGUCCUUCCAAGCCAGAAAACGUUUGGAAGUGGGGGGUGGGGGGAAAUUCUCACCAAUGGUUGCUGUUACUGUUAAUAAAGACCUUGACUAUCAA